AUGGAAAGUUGCUUCACAAUUGCAAGGUGUGUAUUUUGCAGGGUUCAGGAUGGCUACGAGUUUGUUGUUGUUGUUUUUUGUAGUGUUCUAAUGAAAUUUGUGGAGGAGAGAUUAUUACACUAUGGUGGAAAUUUGUUAGAUCACAAUGGGUGUUUGAAGUGGUGUCUGACAGUUCAUGGUUGUGGAUCGGAAAAGAAGCAGUGGAUAAGUGUGGUUGGUGUUUUUUUGGACGGAGAAGGAGGAAUGAAGCCGAGUUGUAGUAAGUGGUUUGACGUUUUGAGAAUUUUACAUUCUUGCUAUGUUAAUUGGCACAAUGACGUGUUUAUUGUGGCUGAACCCAAAGAUCUGGCUGAGAAGUUUCUACAAAACAUUGUUCACCAAUAUCAAGACUGUCAAACCCUAGUAAUGGAAGAUAAUCAAGAAAUUGGUUCAUAUAUGUUUCAUAGGACUAUGUCACCUAUGCAGUUAUCAGCUGACGAUAUAAGAUGGAUGAUGAUUGAGGGUGAUAAUAUAAGGAACCGCAACAAUUGGUCAAAAUGGAUUCAAGCAUCCUCAUAA
Molecule: messenger RNA, 558 nt
Organism: Vicia faba (fava bean)
Lineage: Eukaryota; Viridiplantae; Streptophyta; Magnoliopsida; Fabales; Fabaceae
Source: the annotation of a GenBank genome assembly